GUGGGCAGCUUCACACAGGUCUCGUCAAGACUACACGGAGUUAAAUGAUUGCAAACCAGAGAACAGGAAUGUCUUUAGUCUUGAUUCUAAAGCAAAGGUGGGUGGCUUUACUGGACAAAUCGGUUAAUUCUAUCAGCAGCGAUUCGUCACAGACAAACGGCAAGCUGUUGAGGACUCUUCUUCAGCUCUCGAUAAGAUUUGACACAUCAGCGAUUUUCUCUCAUGCAUGAGUAUUUUGAUGGAAGAUUACAAAUAAUUUCUUAUUCGACUACUAAAACAGGCCAGUCAAACGAAGAAACAGUAUAAAGCUUUCCAUUUAUAUACGAGACAAAUUUAAGUUUGGUAAAAUACCAGUAAACCUAGCAAAAACGUUACCUGUUUACCUUUACGAAAAGAAGAAAAAGGAGAAAGGCGACCAAAUUGAAGGAUUAAGGUGUCAAAAUCUCAAGAACGAGAGUGAAGAAUGGCAGCCAGUUUGUCAGCGGAGGAAGAACAGGCUACCAAACAGUUUCUGGAGGAAAUCAACAAGUGGACCACUCAGCAUGGAGUGUCCCAGCUGUCCUGGGAAGUGGCCGUCAAGUUCCUCAUGGCGCGCAAGUUCGACGUGCUGCGAGCCAUUGAGCUCUUCCACAGCUACAGGGAGACGCGUCUGAAAGAGGGCAUCGUCAAACUACAGCCUCAGGAGGAACCUCUGCAUUCGGAGCUGCUCAGUGGGAAGUUCACUGUGCUGAGUGUACGAGACCCAUCAGGCGCCUCCAUAGCCUUGUACACAGCCAAACUCCACCACCCCAACAAGACAGGGAACCAUGUUGUCCUGCAGGCUCUCUUCUACCUCCUGGACCGGGCUGUGGAGAGCUUUGAAACUCAAAGAAAUGGCCUGGUGUUCAUUUAUGACAUGGCGGGCUCCAACUAUACCAACUUUGAGCUGGACCUCAGCAAGAAGAUUCUCAACUUACUCAAGGGGGCUUUUCCUGCCAGGCUGAAGAAGGUGUUGAUAGUGGGCGCCCCUGUCUGGUUCCGCGUGCCCUACAACCUGCUGAGCCUGCUGCUUAAGGAGAAACUCAGGGAGAGGGUCCAGAUGGUCAAAAUGUCCGACCUCCGCCAGCACCUCCCCCGGGAUUGUCUCCCAGAGCACCUGGGGGGGCUGCUGCCCCUGGAUGCUCACGGCUGGAACGAGCAGCUCCUGGCUGGGCAGAACGGCCGCGUGGACCCCGUUGACGAGCUGGUAGGCAUCCCACUGGCGGACUCGUCGGUCCACACCCCCGGACUGGAGGCCAUGUGCCUGCCGGAGUUCAUGGCCCACCUGGGCAGGCUCCAGCGCUCUGGCAUCCACCUGGAGUAUGUGGAAAUCCGCAAGGAGAAACCACCAGGGACCUUCCACUGUGCCCUUACUGCAUACAACCAGGAGAGGAAUCGCUAUGGGGAUGUCCUGUGUCUUGACCAAACAAGAGUUCGUCUGAAAACUCGACAAAACGAGAGAUCGGACUACAUCAACGCCAGCUUCAUGGAUGGCUACAAACAGAAGAAUGCAUACAUCGGUACUCAAGGACCACUGGAGAAAACUUAUGGUGAUUUUUGGAGAAUGGUCUGGGAGCAAAAUGUGCUAGUCAUUGUCAUGACAACAAGGACGGACGAGGGCGGUCGGAAGAAAUGUGGUCAGUACUGGCCUCUGGAGGAAGGUGGCCAGGAGGUGUACAGUCACAUGGCUGUGGUCAACCAGAGAGUGGACAACCACUCCCACUAUAGCCAGACCACACUGGAGCUGCACAACAUGGAGAAUUGUGAGCAGAAGCAGGUGACCCACUUCCAAUACCUGAGCUGGCCUGACUACGGCGUCCCCACUUCGGCCUUGACGCUCAUCGACUUCCUGGGGGCCGUCAAGAGGCAGCAGAGACAGGCGGUGAAGGGCAUGGGGCCCCAGUGGAGAGGCCACCCCCUGGGACCCCCCAUGGUGGUUCACUGCAGUGCGGGCAUAGGCAGAACAGGUACCUUCUGUGCCCUGGACAUUUGUCUGUCCCAGUUGCAGGACAUGGGGACACUCAAUGUGUGUCAGACAGUGCGGUGGAUGAGAACACAGAGGGCCUUCACGAUCCAGACCCCCGACCAGUACUACUUCUGCCACAACGCCAUCCUGGAGCAUGCUCAAAGACAGGGCCUGCUCUCAGCCAGUCAGUGAUGCCAAGGGGGUCGCCUCGUAGUUCUCACAGCCAAUCAGUGAUGCCCUGGGUGUUGUUCUCGCAGGCAGUUUGUAAAUCCAGGGGACACUUUGUAGCCAAUCAGCAUGUCUGCUUCUAGGGAUUGCCAUCAAUUAUUCUACCCUUUAAGAGGCCUCUAAGACAGACUCAUUCCUCCUGAUUCUCACAUUUUAAUGACUAGUAAGACUGAUUUGUAGUAUCUCAAGAAGUCACGGUUCAAGUUAUUGUUGUUUUCUAUGCAUGGACCACCAUUUAUUUGUUUAGGUAGUUUGGGCAAUGUAAACCCCAUGUCCUACCAAAUAGAAAUAGUUUAGCUACAUUCAAGUCUACUUUCCUAUAUUAUUAGUUCUGUGUCCUCACUGAAAUCUGUAUUUUUAUUUUGUCCAUAAUAUCCACAUAGGGACGGUGAGACAAUCUUGCAUUGUUCUUGGAAAACUCAAGAGGAAAAUUUCCUCUUGACUUAAACUUCUCCUGGAGCUGAUUAAAUCGAAUGGCUACUUGUAGAAGUUGUCCUGAUAGGGCAAGACUUCUCAUCUUGCCCUACCCCCAAUCCAAGCCUCAACCACGAUAAAAUGCAUAGAUGACCUUAAGUUCAACUUAAAGUAAUACUACACCUUAAAACAUUUGCGAGCUGCUGAUAAUGUUGCCAUCUCAAUGCAUUUCCUGCAGAUUGAAGAAUUAAGGGCUGCCCUCAAGACACAGACUUCAUUGUAAGUUAUUCACAUUGGCUGUUCAAAUUUCUUGUGAAAACCUUGUGAUCAUGACAUUAAAUGUUUGGUCGCUGCAAUAGUCGUUACGUAAGCUUCAGUGAGACACUGUCAUGUACUUCUGUUGAGCCGCCAAUGCUGCGAUGAACAUGAUGUAGGAAGGCCAUAACCCUGCUUCCGCCUUAAGACCCCAGUCUUAGACCUCACCUCAGUAAAGUGCAAUAUACUUUUAUACACAGCCAUGUUGAAGCACUUUGAAAUGGCUCUUCCCAUCGUGCUUUAAGAUAUUGCAGUUCUUGUGGUGGUAUAGUGCAUUUAAGGUCAAAUUGCAAUUAUGGGAGGUUCUAAACAUGUGAUAUAGGCAUAACUUGAUUGUUACUGUUGAUUGGACCUUUGACCUUCAGGCUUGUUCAAUGGACACUGAGAGACCAUCUUACCCUGAUUACAUGUAGAAUAUUACCGUUCCCAUUGCUGAACUGUGUGUGCAUCAUAUUACAUAUCUUGUUGGAUGAAAGAAUUUGUUCUUUGCUACUGAAUUCAUAUUGAAUUUGCUUGUAGUGGAGCCUUGUUUAAGUCUGCCAUCCUCGUGCACUCUUAGUGAUUUUAGAAUGAUUACUUUCAAUGAAGGACAGUGACCAAUUGUAUUUUUCUAUUGUAUUAAACAACUUUUUGUUACAAGUAUUCAGACUUUAAAAGUAUACAUUAAAAUUGCAUUAUAUUUGCUCUGUUACUAUUAGGUAGUAUGAUUGAGGACAAUUGAAUCAAAUGUUGCUGUAUGAAAAAUCAUUUGUCUACAUAUGUACAUUUGAAAUGCUUCUGUCUUAUGACCCAAUACAUUCUUUUGCCAAUUAUGUUUUCCAACCAAAGGAGAUUGGGAUAUGUUCAAUAACAUUUCAAAUGAAGACCAAA
Molecule: messenger RNA, 3811 nt
Organism: Salmo salar (Atlantic salmon)
Lineage: Eukaryota; Metazoa; Chordata; Actinopteri; Salmoniformes; Salmonidae
Product: tyrosine-protein phosphatase non-receptor type 9
Biological process (GO): protein dephosphorylation
Molecular function (GO): protein tyrosine phosphatase activity
Source: RefSeq, a predicted model, not a curated record